Messenger RNA from Carassius carassius (crucian carp), 1769 nucleotides. RefSeq names its product retinal Mueller cells isomerohydrolase. The transcript is spliced from 14 exons. Gene Ontology annotation, molecular function: beta-carotene 15,15'-dioxygenase activity; all-trans-retinyl-ester hydrolase, 11-cis retinol forming activity; retinol isomerase activity. The coding region runs from base 106 to 1704 and encodes 532 amino acids. Gene Ontology annotation, biological process: zeaxanthin biosynthetic process; retinal metabolic process. Lineage: Eukaryota; Metazoa; Chordata; Actinopteri; Cypriniformes; Cyprinidae. The record is from RefSeq and is a predicted model, not a curated record.
UUCCAAUCGUUCGGAGGAGGAGUUCUAAGACACUGUGGCUGUUUCUGGGAACAGAGCAGUUCUGGUUUACACACAGACAGCAUCUCAACUCAAACUCCGUUCAACAUGGUCAGCCGUCUUGAACACCCAGCCGGUGGCUAUAAAAAAAUCUUUGAGUCAUGCGAAGAGUUAGCUGAGCCCAUUCCUGCUCAUGUCUCAGGCAAAAUCCCUAAUUGGCUCACUGGCAGUCUGCUCCGUGUGGGCCCUGGGCUCUUUGAGAUUGGAGAUGAACCUUUUUACCACCUUUUUGAUGGCCAGGCUCUCAUGCACAAGUUUGACCUGAAGGAUGGACAUGUCACUUAUUACCGCAGGUUUAUGAGAACUGAUGCUUAUGUGAGAGCCAUGACAGAAAAAAGAAUUGUGAUCACAGAGUUUGGCACCGCUGCAUACCCAGAUCCAUGCAAAAACAUAUUUUCCAGGUUUUUUACUUACUUUCAAGGCAUUGAGGUGACAGACAACUGCCUUGUCAACAUCUACCCCAUUGGUGAGGACUACUAUGCCUGCACGGAAACCAACUACAUAACCAAAGUUGAUCCUGAUAACUUAGAAACGAUAAAAAAGGUGGACCUUUGCAAUUAUCUCUCAGUCAAUGGUGUGACAGCACAUCCACAUACUGAACCAGACGGUACUGUAUAUAACAUUGGAAACUGCUUUGGGAAGAACAUGUCACUGGCCUACAACAUUGUCAAGAUCCCUCCAACACAAGAAGAUAAAUCCGAUCCAAUUGAGAAGUCAAAGGUUUUGGUGCAGUUUCCAAGCAGUGAGCGAUUCAAACCAUCCUACGUCCAUAGCUUUGGCAUGACAGAGAACUACUUUGUAUUCGUUGAGACUCCAGUGAAGAUCAAUCUGCUGAAAUUUCUGACUUCCUGGAGUAUCAGAGGAACAAAUUACAUGGACUGCUUUGAGUCAAAUGACAAAAUGGGUACAUGGUUUCAUCUUGCAACCAAGAAUCCUGGAGAAUACAUUGACCACAAAUUCAGAACAUCUGCCUUUAAUCUUUUCCAUCACAUUAACUGUUAUGAGGACAAAGGCUUUAUCAUUGUUGACCUUUGCACUUGGAAGGGGCAUGAUUUUGUGUAUAAUUAUCUAUAUUUGGCAAACGUGAGGCAAAACUGGGAGGAAGUAAAAAAAGCAGCCAUGAGAGCUCCACAGCCCGAGGUGCGGCGAUAUGUGCUUCCACUGGACAUUCACAGGGAAGAGCAGGGAAAGAAUUUGGUUUCGCUUCCAUACACCACAGCGACUGCUGUCAUGUGCAGUGAUGGAACUGUUUGGCUUGAACCUGAGGUUCUUUUCUCUGGACCGCGUCAAGCUUUUGAGUUUCCUCAGAUCAACUACAAAAAAUACUGUGGGAAAAGUUACACCUUCGCUUAUGGACUUGGACUAAACCACUUCGUUCCAGACCGGAUUUGCAAGUUGAAUGUGAAAAGCAAAGAAACAUGGAUAUGGCAGGAGCCAGAUGCCUAUCCAUCCGAACCACUGUUUGUGCAAAGCCCUGAUGCUAAAGAUGAAGAUGAUGGUGUUCUUCUGAGUAUUGUAGUGAAACCGGGAGUCACCCAGAGGCCAGCAUUCCUCCUCAUACUCAAUGCCACUGACCUGACAGAAAUAGCACGUGCAGAGGUUGAUGUCAUGAUUCCUGUCACUCUCCAUGGAAUGUACAAACCUUAAAGGAUCAUUGCAUUUCAGACUAUACUUUAAAAUUGAUUAUUGUUUAGUGUACAUGUACAUUUUUA